GGCAGUUGCUGGGGGUGGGGCUCUGGCUUGGGGUCUGAGCGAGCGUCAGGCGCGGCCAUGGCGCUGAAGCAAGGGCCUACAGGGCACUACAGCACAGCGGAUCAGAUGCUAAGAGAGCAGCAGUGGAGUGCUGAAUCGGCAGAGGGCAAAAGGAACAUGGCAGACGGCGGGACAGCGUCGGCAAGUCGCCCAAACUGAUUUUCCGGAUUGCUGGCUACAGCGGGAACGAGUCCGCGCUAGCAUUCCGCGAGCUAGUGCCAGGUACGUACCCCUCGCUCCCAAAUUCGAGAAAAAUAAAAAUAAAAAGUCCCGGUUUAGGGCUCAACCCACACAAACGGCAAAAAAUUGAUUGAAGCGCCAAACCGCUCUCAGGGCCACUCACUUUCCAGCGAAGCUCCCCCCAGCCCUCCAAGUGCCUCGUCUCUGGAAAACCCGCGAACUUUCUCCCCCUCUGCAACAAGACAGAAUUUCCAGUCAACAGCAAGACUCGAAAAUAAUUCAAAAUGUCCCACCCUGGUGCUCAGAUCUCCAAGCGGAGAAAGUUCGUCGCCGACGGUGUCUUCUACGCCGAGCUCAACGAGUUCUUCCAGCGCGAGCUCGCUGAGGAGGGCUACUCCGGCGUCGAGGUCCGCGUCACUCCCACCGUCACCGACAUCAUCGUCCGCGCCACCCACACCCAGGAGGUCCUCGGCGAGCAGGGCCGCCGCAUCCGCGAGCUCACGUCGCUGAUCCAGAAGCGCUUCAAGUUCCCCGAGAACUCCGUCUCCCUCUACGCCGCAAAGGUCCAGAACCGUGGCCUGUCCGCCGUCGCCCAGUGCGAGUCGCUGCGCUACAAGCUGCUCAACGGCUUGGCCGUCCGCCGUGCCUGCUAUGGUGUCCUGCGCUUCAUCAUGGAGUCCGGCGCCAAGGGCUGCGAGGUUGUCGUCUCCGGCAAGCUCCGCGCCGCCCGUGCCAAGUCCAUGAAGUUCACCGACGGCUUCAUGAUCCACUCUGGCCAGCCCGCCAAGGACUUCAUCGACAGCGCCACCCGCCACGUCCUGCUCCGACAGGGUGUCCUGGGAAUCAAGGUCAAGAUCAUGCGCGGCUCCGACCCCGAGGGCAAGGCCGGCCCCCAGAAGUCUCUCCCCGACGCCGUCACCAUCAUCGAGCCCAAGGAGGAGGCUGCUGUUCUCCAGCCCGUCAGCCAGGACUACGGCGCUAAGGCCGCCCAGGCCCAGGCCAGCCAGGAUGCGCGAGUUGCCGAGCAGGAGGGUGCCGCUGAGGAGGAGGCCCAGCCCGCCGCUGAGGAGCAGCAGUAGGAUGCUGACGGUGCAGCUGACGGCUGGUGAAAAAAGGGUUGAAGGAAGGGAGUCUUUUUUCUUUUUUGUAUGUGCAUGAUGAGGGAAACCCAGAGAGAAAGAAGAGACCAACAAAGAAUAGGAACGUUUUGUUGUUGUGUAAGCGUGGAUGAUAUCAAGCCACAAGGCAAAGGGAUGGCGGUCAAACUUUAGGCGUCAAUGAACAUUUGCAUCUGCUAAAGGGCAUGGAAAGGUUUCGUCUUGUUUUUUUUAAAAAAAAACAUGGUAGACAACAUUAAGCCAUACAUUGAAAAAGUGAGACUGACUCGAAAAUCUUUGAGUAAAACAA
Trichoderma atroviride IMI 206040 is the source of this 1626-nucleotide messenger RNA. RefSeq names its product 40S ribosomal protein uS3. Gene Ontology annotation, cellular component: cytosolic small ribosomal subunit; nucleus. The record is from RefSeq and is a predicted model, not a curated record. Gene Ontology annotation, molecular function: RNA binding; structural constituent of ribosome. Gene Ontology annotation, biological process: translation. NCBI's taxonomy places the organism in Eukaryota, Fungi, Ascomycota, Sordariomycetes, Hypocreales, Hypocreaceae.